AUGAGGGAGAUGCAACAGGGUAGCCAACAUAUCAGCAGUAACCGUCACACUGAAAUUGUAGACGGUGGUGGUGAAAUACGACGGAUAACGUCUAGGACUGCACUGCAUACUCGCGUAGAACAUUCUCACAGCUUCAGGGCACUGAUCAAGGAGUCGAUUCUGAAGCAGAGAACUCCACUCAAGGUCAUUGAUAUAUCCAUUAACCCUCAGUCUAUACCGAUUGAAGGUGGUAGGAGGGAUGAGGAAAUUAGUGAUUUGCUCGAACAGAAGCUUAGGGAUUUUAGGCAGUCGCUGAAAAACGAAAGGCGCCACUAUUUUGCUGAACUGGAAUCACACGAGCGACAAAGAGAGUCUGCUAGGGUGGAGAUUAGGCUUAUGCCCACAACCCGAGUGAGCGGCGCUAGCAGAGGAUUUCGAAUGAGGGGACUGAACAGGCAGGAAUCUCACGAAAGGCUAGGAGAUGGACAGGAGAGUGAGCUGGGCUUAGGCCCACAAGGCCUGGUGAGGGGCUUAGAGAAUGAAGGCCGAGGACACACAUUGAAUGUGUUUAAGAAGGCUUAG
Messenger RNA from Linum trigynum, 561 nucleotides. The record is from the annotation of a GenBank genome assembly. Lineage: Eukaryota; Viridiplantae; Streptophyta; Magnoliopsida; Malpighiales; Linaceae.